AUGAAUCAAGAAUAUUUUGAAAAUAGAUAGCAAGUACUCUGUCUCAAAUAUCAACCUACAAACAUAAAUAAUUAUCGCCAACAAUAAAAUUGUUAACCACAAAAUGAAAAUCUUACUAACACCUUGAUGUUGGCUUAGAGAAUAUUUAGAGAGUAUAAGUAAAGUAUUUAUUGUAUCUAUUGAACCCAUAGAUAAGUUUUAAGUACGAAAAGUUUCUGUUAUUCAACAAUAAUAAUAAGAUAAAGAACCAGAAUAAAAAAAGUAAAAGACAACCAUUAUAGACUCUAAAAGAUAUCAAAUGUAUAGUAACCCAAAAAAUGCAAAAGUAAAACUACUUAACUCAACAGCUAACAAUUCCUUUUAUACUAAAAAAAGCACAGAAAAAUAUUAAUAAUCCCCCAUUAAACCUAAGACUGCAAUUUCUAGAGCUAAGCGAAUACUACCAUAAUAAAUAUCUAUUACACCAAUAGAAAGUUUAGGUCCAAUAAUAUCUGCAUAGAGCUGGUGUAUUAUUAAUGGAAAGAAUGGCCAAUUAAUGGGGGGUUAUAAUCAAUAUAAAAGCAGAUAAAUGGCUUCAAUUACUAAAAUCAUGACAUGUUGGUUAGCACUGAAACUUACACAGCAAUUUCAAUUGGAUCUUGAUAAUACAUAUUUUACAGUGCCAGAAAAAGUAGUACAUAGCUUAAAUAUAGGCAGAAAGGAUUGGAGGCACAACAGCUUAACUCUAAAGUGGUGAUAAACUCAGUAUUAGAGAUCUACUCUAUGGGUUAAUGUUACCAUCUGGUAAUGAUGCAGCAAUAUCCCUUUAACAUAAUUUCGAACUCUAUAAAGGUUGUGACUUUAUUUUACAAAUGAAUUAAAAUGCAUAAGACAUAGGAAUGGAAAUGACAUCCUAUUCUAAUCCUCAUGGUAUUAUUUAUAUAACAAAAAGGUUUGUAUCACGAAGCCAAUUACUCUUCUGCAUAUGAUAUUGGUAUCUUAACCUAUCAUGCCAUGUAAAAUCUACAAUUUGCUAGUAUUGUCAAAACCAAAAUUUAUUUUAGUGAAAUUGAAGACAAAUUUGGAGAGUCAAAGGAAAUCUUUUGGGAAAAUACAAAUAAAAUGUUAUAUCAAGGAUUUAGAGGAGUAAAGACAGGUAUUACUAAAGAGGCAGGUCCAUGUGUUGUAGAGUUUUAUGAGGAUAAUGAGAAUUCAUAUAUUAUAGUACUUUUAAAUUGUAGAUCAGUAGAUCAUAGAUGGCAAGAUGCUAUCAAAUUAUUAGAUUGGAUUAGAUAAUGA
Paramecium pentaurelia is the source of this 1278-nucleotide messenger RNA. NCBI's taxonomy places the organism in Eukaryota, Ciliophora, Oligohymenophorea, Peniculida, Parameciidae. The record is from the annotation of a GenBank genome assembly.